Molecule: messenger RNA, 2203 nt
Organism: Lepisosteus oculatus (spotted gar)
Lineage: Eukaryota; Metazoa; Chordata; Actinopteri; Semionotiformes; Lepisosteidae
Gene: ttll12
Product: tubulin tyrosine ligase-like family, member 12
Biological process (GO): protein modification process
Cellular component (GO): cytoplasm
Source: RefSeq, a predicted model, not a curated record
CCCAGGCUGCUGCGCGGUGCUCUCCGCCGGACAGGGAGACGCGUGUGAGAGAGGUGGAGGUUGUUGUUCAGGCGGGCAGACAGGCACUUCAGCAGGGAUGAGUGAGGAAGGGGACGCGUACGAGCUCUUCCUGAGCCUGCACGGCGCUGCGCUCAAAGCUUCGCGAAUACCGCCGGUGUACUGGAGGAGCCUGCAUUACAAACUUACCAACGAGGUGUUUGAUGCUGGGCAGGUGUUUGGGAUCAUGCAGGUGGAGCAGGUGGAAGGUGACGAGGACGAGGAGGAGGAUGAAGAGGCUCGGGAGGAGGGAAAGAAGAAGCCUAAUCCAGGAGUGCAGCUGGUGUCUAAAGUCAUUGUGACGAGUGAGAGUGGCUUGCAGGCCGCUGACCCCAACAGCGUCUUCCUGGUGGACCACGCCUGGACGUUCCGGGUGCAGGGCGCCAGGGAGCAGCUGCUGCAGGUUCCGGGGCUGCUGCAGCGCAUGGCCAGCCUCAUGCACAUCGACUUCCACGGAGAGUUUCCCGACGAGGGCGUGGUGGAGCAGGUGCUGGCGGACAUGUGGAAGUUCAACCAGACCUACCAGCUGUCUCAAGGGACUGCUGAGGAGAAAGUGCCCGUGUGGUACAUCGUUGACGAGUUCGGCUCCCAGGUGCAGCACUCUGACGAGCCCACCUGCUGCAUGGCCCCCUUCUUCCACAUGCCCGAGCAGGUGGCCUACACCGUGCUGUGGCCACUGCAGGACCUGGACAAUGGAGAUGAAGUGACUCGCGACUACGCCUACGGAGAGACCGACCCGGUCAUCAGGAAGUGCCGACUGCUGCCAUGGGAGCCCGCAGACCUGCGGAGCAUCAGCUCUUCCACACCCGAGUUUCCUGAUCUCUACUAUGAGACUAUCUCAUGGGAGAACAAGGAGACCCUUCCAGCUCAGAUUGAGCCCCAGGUUUACCCUGAAGACAAGAUUUUGAAGGUCUACACGGAGAUGAGGCAGGUCUCGGACAACCUGAGCCACCCCCGCUUCGAGCUGACGGACGAGGAGCCAGAGGCGGACGUUCUCUGGAUGUACUCGCACAUCCGGGACUACAGGAGCCUCAGUGGCGAGCGACCCCACGUUCUCCUGAACCAGUUCCCCUGCGAGACCAUCGUCACGGUGAAGGACUGCCUGGCGUCGGUGGCGCGGCGGGCCGGGGGGGGGCGGGGCGCCCCAUGGCUCCCCCGGACCUUCAACCUGCAGACGGAGCUGCCACAGUUCAUCAGCCACUACCAGCAGAACCAGGACAGAGGAGAAGACAACCACUGGAUCUGCAAACCCUGGAACUUAGCUCGUGGCCUGGACACUCACAUCACAGAUAACCUGAAUUACAUCAUCCGACAAAGGGAAAGCACCCCAAAGGUCGUGUGCAAGUACCUGGAGAGCCCCGUGCUGUUCGAGAGAGAGGACGUCGGGCUGGUCAAGUUCGACAUCCGAUACAUCGUCCUCCUGCGGUCCGUGAGGCCUCUGCAGCUGUACGCCUACGACGUCUUCUGGCUGCGCUUCUCCAACAGGCCAUUCUCUCUGGACAACUUUGAUGACUACCAGAAGCAUUUCACAGUAAUGAACUACGCCGAAGGAGCCCAGCUGAAACAGGUUCACUACGAUGAGUUCAUCCCCCAGUUCGAGAAGCAGUACCCAGGUUACCCCUGGGCGUCUGUGCAGGAGGAGGUGUUCAAGGCCUUUGCAGAGCUGUUCCAGUUGGCUUCCUCCAGGCCUGCCCCCUAUGGCAUCUGUCCCUACCCCUCCUCUAGAGCCAUUUAUGCCAUUGACCUGAUGCUGAAAUGGAGUACAGACGCCGAGGGUCAGAGAAUCAUGCAGCCUCAGAUUCUGGAAGUAAAUUUUAGUCCUGACUGUGCCAGAGCCUGCAAGUACCACCCCAGCUUUUACAACGACGUCUUCAGCACUCUGUUCCUGGAUGAAACGGCAGGGCGCCCGGUGACUCAGAUUGCAUGACAGGAGAGGCAGUGCGAAGAUUGUCCUGGGGCAGGCCUUCCAAACCUAUCUACAGGGUCUGUGGAUGUGGGUGUGCAUCUGAUAUCAGACUGAAAUACUCUUCCACACUGCAGCCAUCCAGUGUAUGACUCUGCUCUCAACACUGUGAAGGCACCUCAGUUGAUUAUGUGGUGUAAAACCUUACCAACAGCUGUCAUUAAAGCCCUGCAGUGGACUCUA